AUGCCUUCAUAUGCUAAGUUUUUGAAAGAAAUUCUAUCUAAUAAGAAGAAGUUGAAAGAAUUUGAGAUUAGAGAUGUUAGUAUAGAUAAAGCUUUAUGUGACUUUGGAGCCAGUAUUGGUUUAAUGCCUUUAUCCAUUUAUGAGAAGACGAAGAUUGGAGAAAUGAAGCCUACCACAAUUUCACUAAAGUUAGCAGAUAGGUCUAUUAAAUUUCCAGUUGGGGUGAUUGAGAAUGUGCCUCUAAAAGUAGGGAAGUUUUUUAUACCAAUGGAUUUUGUAGUAUUGGAGAUGGAAGAGGAUGUACACAUUCCUAUUAUUCUUAGUACACCUUUUCUUGCUACUGUUGGAGCUGUUAUUGAUGCAAAGAAUGGAAGGCUUACAUUUAAAGUUAGGGAAGAAAAUGUUAAGUUCAAUUUGUUUCAAGCAAUGAAAAAGAAAGAUGACUCAGAUCCAUGUUUGAGAGUUGAUGUAAUAGAUGAGUUAGUUGCAGAAGUGUUCAAAAAGCAACAUCUUAAAGAUCCAUUGGAAGCUUGUUGGUCCACAACAUCGCUAAAGGGGAUGAAAUUGUAG
Molecule: messenger RNA, 570 nt
Organism: Hevea brasiliensis (rubber tree)
Lineage: Eukaryota; Viridiplantae; Streptophyta; Magnoliopsida; Malpighiales; Euphorbiaceae
Exons: 2
Coding region: 1-570 (189 amino acids)
Source: RefSeq, a predicted model, not a curated record